UGGCCAUGCAAUUUAUUUUAAUUGUUGCACUGUUCAAAAGUGGCCGUCUCGAUCUCAGGGAGACUCAGCUGUUCCAGUAUUUUCUGAAGACUAACUUUCAAAAUUUCAGUGAUCUGUGAGAGAUCAGUUACUGCCAUGGAAGGAGGGGAUAAUCAAAAGGAUGAUGCAACAUCCGAGAGUCUUAAACAGCAGAAAGAAAUACAAGAUAUACAAUUGUCAGGUGACCAAAGCAGCAGUGAGCAAGCUAAUGAGGAAGGAACUGAAACAGAUCAAAUGAUUCCAGAUAUCAAAGAAAAUAAUGCAGCGUCUUCAACUUCAACUGGAGAAGAAAAAUUGGCUGCAGAUAAUUCUUCCCAUUGUGACGCAGAAGACAAUACAGAUGAGGUGAUAGACAAGAGACAAGGUUCUGAUGACGAAGGCUCAAAGGAUGUCGAUGAGGAUGAAGAUAUGGAAGGAGAAGAUGAAGGGACCAAACAUCUGGGACGGGAGGGAGAAUUCACAUCUGAGAUAUUCAAAAUCAUGCUGCGAAAUCUACCAACAAGAUUUGGGUUUCAGCAAUUACGGAAGAUGUUAGCAGGCCUGCAGCUCAAGCCAAAGAAGUUGAAAGCUCUUAGAAAUAAGGAUUAUGCCUUUGUUACUUUUUCAUGUGAGGAGGACAGACAGAAAGCAAUGGAGGUUCUCAACAAGCAUGUGUGGAAAGGAAGACGAUUAUCAGCUAAGUUUGCCAAGCCAAAUGAGGAUCCUAUGGUAGCUCUGAAACGCAAACAAGAGAAUCAAGGAGGAGGAGGGGGCAAGAAGACCAAGGGGGAUCAAAAUGCUGAUGAACAUCUUCCAAUAGAAGAUAGAUUAAACAAUGCAGUCACUCCUCUGUGGAAACAAGAUUACCAGGAUCAACUCAAGGAAAAGCGGCAAAUAAAAGAAGAUUUAUUAAGAAGGCUUGCCAUAACGUUCUUCAACGAUAUACCUGCAAUGCGAAAUCACAUCAGUGAACAGAGGGAGAAAUAUGAUGGUUUAUGUUGUCAACUGGAAGAUAUUAAACCAUCGCCUAUAGUGACUGGUUAUCGGAACAAGUGUGAAUUCUCAAUUGGAAAAAAUCCAGAUGGAGAAGAAAAAACUGUUGGUUUUCGUCUUGGUCUAUAUAAAGGUGGUCAGAUAUCAGUAGUGAAUCCGUCUGCAUGUCCCAAUGUACCAGGAAAUUCCAAAGCUGUUGUCCAGUCCUUCCAGACCUACAUUAGACAGUCCAGUCUUCCUGCAUAUGACCCCAUGACCCAUAGAGGACACUGGAAGAUGUUAACGGUCAGAACGACCCAAGGGUCAGGGGUCAUGGCCAUGGUGACCUUUCAUCGGCAGUCCCUCUCAGAGGAUGAUGUGGAGAAAGAGAAGCAGAAGCUUGCUGAAUACUUUGGAGAAGGGGAAGGAAAGUCUUGCGGCAUCACCUCUCUUUUUGUGCAUGUGCAGUGGCAAGGGGACAAAAAUGCCAUAAAGUUUGAUCAUAUUCACGGAGAUCGCUACAUCACUGAGGACUUACUGCAGUUGAAGUUCAGAAUAUCCCCCGAAGCGUUCUUUCAAGUGAAUACACCAGCAGCUGAGCUUCUUUACACAACGAUAGGUGACUGGGCUCAAGUCACUAAAAUAACAACACUUCUAGAUAUCUGCUGUGGUACUGGAACAAUUGGAAUCUCUCUCGCCAAGAGAGUAGAUAAGGUGAUUGGAGUAGAAAUGAAUGGACAGGCUGUAGAAAACGCUAAAGAGAAUGCUGCAAUAAAUGGUGUGGACAAUGUAACAUUCUACUGUGGCAAGGCAGAAGACCUAUUGCCAGGGAUUACCAAUAGGCUUCAUAACAGUCUUGAUGUCAUAGGAAUUGUCGACCCACCCAGGGCAGGAUUACAUCAACGUGUUGUCCAAGCAAUCAGAAGAUGCCCAAAGUUAAAUCGUCUCAUUUAUGUUUCGUGUGAUGCAAAGCAAGCCUCCAACAAUUUUCUGAAUUUGUGCAGAUCAAUGUCAAAGAAGCAGAAAGGAGUUCCGUUCACAUUAGUCAAGGCAAUCCCAGUCGACCUGUUUCCACACACAAGCCAUUGUGAGCUGGUUCUGCUCUUUGAGAGAAAUCUCAGUAAAAAGACUGAAUCAAACAGCAAUAGUUCAUCUUCAUAGCAACAAGCAAAUCAUGGUUCCGAUGCUAGAUACAACAAUGGCAAAAUUAACAGAGUUAUAACUCGUUAAAAAUGGACCCAAGGAUUUUUCAUCACUAUAGCAUAUGCAUAGCUUCAUUGAAUGAAGGUGAUGCCAAAGGCAAUGAUAUAAUUGACAGCAUAAUAUAAUCAAACCUUUAUCAUAGCUAGCAGACUCAAAUACAUUAGCAUUAAUCUGGUUAUAUUCACCUGUAUUCAUCUCAAUCCUAUGUGCCUUCGGUGAGGUCUACAAUAAGAGCCACUAAACCAGACAUAGAUUUGGACAUCAGAACACUAGAGGAAAAGGAAUGGGAUCAUGACACAUAUUUCUAAAAUAGAUUGCAUAAUGCCCAUUUAUGCCCUGCAUGUUGUACAUGUAUCAAAUUGUCAGCUUCUUGCAAGAAGGGACGUAUCAUCAAUGGAAAAAGUGUGUCAUGAAAUCUUCUGGUACCUUCUUCUUGAACCUAAAUGUGAUGUCAUUAUGAUGUAAUAAGCAAAAACAUUCUGUGCUUUAUGCACAUAGUUGCAUCUUUUUUCUGGAGUCUGGAUCGCACAUUCACAUAAGCUACUUUAUUUCCGGGAACUUGAUCAGUGGAUUGCAUAUUUUACUUCCUGGAAAAAGGGCAUACAGUAUUCAUUCUUAAGAUUAGAAACCGUUAAGAGUGUUUUAAAUAAAAUCACAAAAUAUCAAUUAAGAAAAAAUCUUGGUUUGUCAAAAAGUUUGAGAAUUAGGACAGAAAAUAAUACGCUAGCUGCUGAAAGCACAAAAACAAGGUCAAAACAUAAUCUGCGUUUUCUCGAAAAUGUAUGUUUUGCGCACUUAGUCCCUUCUUGCGGGAACUUGACAAAAUAAUGAAUGGAUUGGCCAGUGGUGGACACAUGUGUAUUUGGGAAUAGGCAUGCACUAAGUAACACUGGACAGUGCCCCUCCCCCUAUCCAGGAAUAUUGAUGACUACCGUAUUUGUGUUAGACUUUUGUGAAAGAAAUUUGAUUGACCCAUCCUACAUUUACCUCUAAACUCAACCAUUUUCUGGGGGGGGGCUUCAUCGUGGGGCCCCCAUAAUUCAUGAAAUCCUUGAUCUGGCCACAACCCUGUCUUAAGCUGCAUAUGUACAUGUAGGCCAUACCAAAUGAAACUUUAAAUAUAUUGUAUUGCCUUGCUUUUUUAUUUAGGGAUUCACUAAUGAACGCCUGGAACAAAUAGAAUUUAGACUUAAAUUCUCUGUCUUUAUGGUUUUUUUGUAUGUGUAUUAUUUAAAUAAAGUCUCUAAAGAUAUAUGCUACAAUGGAAAUACAGAAAUACGGAGCAUAUUCAUCUUAGGCAGUGAAAACUCAUAAAAGUGCCAAUAGGUUUUGUUUGUUUUUUAUUUCUUGACAGUUAGGCCAAUGAUUUGGUUUUGCAUUUAAUCGCUGUUGUCUUAUGCUGAAGGGAGAUGGAUUUUUUCUAAAA
Messenger RNA from Lytechinus variegatus (green sea urchin), 3619 nucleotides. It is a transcript of the gene trmt2a, whose product is annotated as tRNA (uracil-5-)-methyltransferase homolog A-like. NCBI's taxonomy places the organism in Eukaryota, Metazoa, Echinodermata, Echinoidea, Temnopleuroida, Toxopneustidae. Gene Ontology annotation, molecular function: RNA binding; RNA methyltransferase activity. The record is from RefSeq and is a predicted model, not a curated record. Bases 136 to 2151 code for a protein of 671 amino acids. The transcript is spliced from 17 exons. Gene Ontology annotation, biological process: RNA processing.